AUGCGCCUGGCGGGGGAGGAACAGCGGGGACGGGAGGCCGCGUGCGCCGGGGAGCCCGAGAACCUUGAGGAACUUCUCAAGGGCCUUGAGGAACCCCAGAGCCUUGAGGAACUUGUGAAGGGCCUUGGGGAACCCAAGAACCUUGAGGAACCCAAGAGCCUUGAGGAACUCGUCAAGGGCCUUGGGGAACCCAAGAACCUCGAGGAACUCGUCAAGAGCCUUGAGGAACCCAAGAACCUUGAGGAACCCCAGAGCCUUGAGGAACUCGUCAAGGGCCUUGAGGAACCCAAGGGCCCCGAGGAACCCAAGAACCUUGAGGAACUCGUCAAGGGCCUUGGGGAACCCAAGAACCUUGAGGAACUCGUCAAGGGCUCUAGGGAACCCAAGAACCUUGAGGAACUUGUCAAGGGCACUGGGGAACCCCAGAGCCUUGAGGAACCCAAGAGCCUUGAGGAACUUGUGAAGGGCCUUGAGGAACCCAAGAACCUCGAGGAACUCCUCAAGGGCCUUGGGGAACCCAACAGCCUUGAGGAACUUGUCAAGGGCCUUGGAGAACCCAAGAACCUUGAGGAACCCAAGAGCUUUGAGGAACUCAUCAGGGGCCUUGAGGAACUUGUCAAAGGCCUUGGGGAACCCAACAGCCUUGAGGAACUUCUCAAGGGCCUUGAGGAACUCGUCAAAGGCCUUGAGGAACCCAAGGGCCUUGAGGAACACAUCAAGGGCCUUGAAGAGCCCAAGAGCCCUGAGGAACCCAAGAACCUUGAGGAACUCAUCAAGGGCCUUGAGGAACCCAAAAGCCUUGAGAAACUUCUCAAGG
Messenger RNA from Tinamus guttatus (white-throated tinamou), 817 nucleotides. The record is from RefSeq and is a predicted model, not a curated record. NCBI's taxonomy places the organism in Eukaryota, Metazoa, Chordata, Aves, Tinamiformes, Tinamidae.